Messenger RNA from Trichobilharzia regenti, 1227 nucleotides. The record is from the annotation of a GenBank genome assembly. NCBI's taxonomy places the organism in Eukaryota, Metazoa, Platyhelminthes, Trematoda, Strigeidida, Schistosomatidae.
CCGUAAUUUCAGAAUAGUUCUCUCGUUAUUGUUAAAUAUUAUGCUACAAAAUAAUAAUAAUACUGAAAAGUAUAAAUUGAUGAUUUCUUAUGGAUAGAUCUCAAAGUAUAUAGAGAAUGAAGACAGAUAACAUGAAAACUGUUCAUUUUAAUGAUAAAGUCAAUGAGUCGUCAUAUGAAAAUUCGAUAUCAGUUCGAAGCUACAUCAUAAAAUUGGUGAUAUUUACCUCAGUGAUGAUGUCGGUGACUAUUUUAAUCACCCAAUUGAUAACGGACAUACAAGUUCUUCGUGAUGCAUUUAGUAAACAGGAUUUUUUAGCUCCAUUCAUACUGUUUAUUGUGGCAACUGUGCUCCUCAUGCUUGUAAUAUUCGUGGAAAAGUUGAAAUCCAUUCGUCCUCUCAUGUACACAAUGAUUUCAAUAAUCGUUAUACUUUAUUCCAUAGGUGUUACUGCUGUAUGUUCUUUACUCGAUGUAUGGUAUAAUCUUCUUGCAUUGGUGUUAACAAUAGUGUUCGCUGUGACCGCCGUUUUCAUUGGUUACAAGAUACAAACACUGGGGAAGAAAGCGUCGGUAACUAUGGUAAUAAUAGCGUCUACAUGUAUGCUAUGCUCUGUCGUCUUCUUUUUCUUGGGUAUUAUUGAUAGAUUGUAUUUAGUUUUUGCUGGACUGUUCGCCAGCAUUGGAAUAUCAAUUAUAUGCCCAAUAUCCUUCAAACGAGUUUGUAUCAGUACUUGUUUUACGAUGUGCGAAUUCUAAUUAAAAUGAUUGACUUUAUGAUGUAUACACCUUGAUGACGAUAGUCACAUUCUUCAACAAUAGCAAAUGGAUGCUGUCAAUAAACCCCUUUGGAAUUUUCAUCCUAACCUUAACCGGCGAAGUUCAACAAUAGCGUCCCAAUGUGGUGAGAGCAGGCUGCUAGCCGAUUGGUUGACACUAAGCUACGUUAAUAUGGGCCGUGAGAAAAUAUGAACAAGGCUGAGUCAACAACCAAUCACAGCAAAGUUAACGUGGCAAAAUAUGAUUAGCAGAUAGAGAAUUCUAUUUGUCAAGGAAUCCCGAAACAACCAAUCAGAAGCCUGCGUUUGUCUGCCUAACCUCUGAUAAACAACCAAUCAGAUGACUGCGCUUGUGUAUAAUAAUGUAUGUGAAAUAUGUAUAAAUACGUGUUGAUUUUCAUAAUAAAACGAUCUGUUGCCUGGCCCUUGUCUUCUGUUGUUACACCAUG